Aureobasidium pullulans EXF-150 is the source of this 573-nucleotide messenger RNA. RefSeq lists its product as uncharacterized. NCBI's taxonomy places the organism in Eukaryota, Fungi, Ascomycota, Dothideomycetes, Dothideales, Saccotheciaceae. The coding region runs from base 1 to 573 and encodes 190 amino acids. The transcript is spliced from 3 exons. The record is from RefSeq and is a predicted model, not a curated record.
AUGACAGAAUCGGGAAGAGAAGGGAUCCUCGAUCUCUCAGCUUGUGAGGAGCAGUCUCUGCGCGACAUGGCCGCAGUAAUCAAGAGGGAAUUUGCAGCCACCAGGAAGCAGAUAUCCGACGAGAAACAAGAGCUCUUGGAGUUGCUCGAGCGCGUACGCUUCGAGAAGCAACAACUCUUGGACACCAUGUCCGGAAUCUCGUCGACUGACUCGACGGUAGACGUUUACACGCCAACUUCUACUCUCAGAAAUAGCUCUCCUGACGAAAUCUCCGAAUCUGUAGAACAGAAGUCGGAGCCACAUCUGGAAUCCAAGUUGACGCUGCUCGUGGGUGGCAAUUAUCCCGGACUUCGUGAUGAUAGAUCGAUGAGCAUUGGCUGGAACGACCCUAUAGGACUGCUGCGAGCCCCUCUGAAAGAACGUUUCCCGGAGGCAACCCGUGGCUUCUACCACGGCGCAAGACUGGUUUCGGACGAUACCACACCAGCUCAGCUUCGAUUGGUGCGUGGGUCCUGGUUAUGUCUGCAGAACAGGGGCUUCCACGGUUACCCCGUUAUCAUAACGGUUCAAUGA